Rhodamnia argentea is the source of this 711-nucleotide messenger RNA. RefSeq lists its product as uncharacterized. Gene Ontology annotation, biological process: DNA integration. The coding region runs from base 1 to 711 and encodes 236 amino acids. The transcript is spliced from 3 exons. The record is from RefSeq and is a predicted model, not a curated record. NCBI's taxonomy places the organism in Eukaryota, Viridiplantae, Streptophyta, Magnoliopsida, Myrtales, Myrtaceae. Gene Ontology annotation, molecular function: nucleic acid binding.
AUGUAUCAGAAUCUGAUGCAACACUACUGGUGGAAAGAUUUGUAUAUGAAGCACAUUGUGAGAUUGGAUGGAGUGCCGGUGAUGAUCAACUCAACUUGUGAUCCCAAGUUCACUGUCACAUUUUGGAAAAGUCUACUGGCUGCUUUAGGAACGAAGCUGCGAUUCGGUAUGGCUCGUCACUCGCAAACAGAUAGCCGAUCUAAAAGGACGAUUCAGACAUUAGAGGAUAUGUUGAGAGCAUGUGUCUUGGAUUUUAAGGGUAGUUGGAAAGAACAGUUGCGUUUGGUUGAGUUCGCCUACAACAACGGUUUUCAGCAAAGUAUCAAGAUGACACCAUUUGAAGCAUUGGAGAAAGGAAAGUUGAGCCCAAUGUAUGUUGGGCCUUUCGAAAUUUUGGAGCUGAUUAGAAAUUUGGCUUAUCCCCUAGCGUUGCCGCUAAGAUCGGCCCCAGUGCAUAAUGUGUUUUAUGUGUCAAUGCUAAGAAAGUACGAGCCAGACUCCGCUCAUGUGUUGAGUUAUGAAGAAAUUGAGCUAGAUGAACGAGCUGCAUAUGUGGAACGGCCAAUUAAGAUCGUGGAUAGGAAAGAGCAAGUGCUCCGGAGCAAGACGAUUCAGUUGGUUAAGGUGGUUUUGCAACACCAUGAGGCCGAAGGAGCUACUUGGGAGAACGAGAAAGUUAUAAAGAGUAGCUAUCCUUAUCUUUUUGAAUAG